Molecule: messenger RNA, 1032 nt
Organism: Danaus chrysippus (African queen)
Lineage: Eukaryota; Metazoa; Arthropoda; Insecta; Lepidoptera; Nymphalidae
Source: the annotation of a GenBank genome assembly
AUGGCGACAUCAGUACUCCAGCGCGAAGAAUGCCGACGGGAUCACGCGCCAAAACCGGACAUCGAUCCCAGAAUAACUGAAGACGAAAGGCUGGCGAUACUCGAAGCCAAGGAGCGUAGCACAGGAGAACUUCCGCCCGAGCUUAGAGAAGCUGCCAGAAUCGAUAUACGAGAGGAAACAGCUCUAAAAGAACACGCACUCACACAAAUGAGACACUUCAUUGAGAAACAUCCCGCUAUUAAGAAAUGCAGAACCGACGCGCCAUUUCUACUACGUUUCCUGCGCACCAAGAAGUAUUCUAUACCACAAGCCUGCUCAAUGCUGGAACGAUAUCUCACUAUAAGACAGAUGUACCCGCAGUGGUUUCAAAAAUUGGAUCCUUUAGACCCAAAAAUAAACGCGGUCAUAGAAGCCGGGUACCUGCUACCAUUACCCAAAAGAGAUGCCGAAGGACGUAGAGUUGUAUUGUCUUGCAUGGGUCGUUUCGAUCCCUACAAGUUUGACAACUGCGUAAUGGCGCGCGUACACUCUAUGAUCGUAGAGUUGUUAUUGGACGAGCCGCGGUCACAGCUACUGGGUUACACACACGUCAACGACGAAGCCGGCAUGCAGAUGCCGCACGUUAGUCUAUGGUCCUUGAACGAUGUCCGGAUCAUGCUUAACUGUAUACAGAACUCAACCCCAAUGCGACACAAACGCACUCAUUUCGUAAACAUUCCACAUUACGGUGUUAAAAUCUUUGAAUUCGCCGUCUCAUUGCUCAGCGAUAAACUCAAAGAUCGUGUUAUGUUCCAUCGCUCAGCUGAAGAAUUGUCCAAAUUCGUUGACCCCUCUAUACUACCGAAAGAGUAUGGGGGAACAGUUCCAUUAAAAGACAUGAUAGAUGAAUUGAAACGAAAACUUUUGAAACACAGAGAAGAGUUACUAGCCUUGGACGAUAUGUGCAUUGAUCUGUAUGCGCUCGAGAAAAAUGAUUUAACUCAAGACUUACACUCAACUGCUGGUUCAUUUAGGAAGCUAGAGCUAGAUUAA